AAAAAAUAGAAUAAAAUAAAGCUACAAACAUACACGCUACUUGAAUCUGGAAUUACUUCUACUAGCUCUGGAAUUUCAGAGUCAGCCAUUUAAAAUAUUUAGCCAGUUUUCAAAAAAAAAAAAAGGCCAGAUUCUCGGAUUUAUAAGAUGGAUCGUCACAAAUUUCACAUCAGAAACAUCAGAAAAAAUUAGUUUCCAUAUUUUUUAACAAUGUCAAAGACAAUUCCAAAAUUUGAGGUGUGUAUCGACUCGGUUCAAUCCGCAGUAAAUGCAGAAAACGGUAAAGCAUCUCGUGUAGAAUUAUGCAGCAAUCUUGUAGAAGGUGGAACUACACCAAGCUCAGGAAUGAUCGCCGCAAUUCUCGAACGAAUAAAAAUUCCAGUCAUGGUUAUGAUAAGACCAAGAGGCGGCGAUUUCUGUUAUAGUGAUGACGAAUUUAAAGUUAUGUGCCUAGACAUCCAACACGCAAAAUUGCUUGGUGCACACGGCGUCGUUUUUGGUAUCUUGAAACCUGAUGGGAAUGUGGAUAUUGAUAGAGUUUCAAAGUUAGUCGACUUUGCGAAACCCCUGAAAGUAACAUUCCAUAGAGCAUUUGACAUGACUAAUAACCCAUUCAAGGCCCUUGAAGACAUUAUUUCAAUUGGAGGCAUUCAGAGGAUUUUAACAAGUGGACAUGAUAGUACUGUUCUGGAAGGUUUAGAUACGAUUAUUAAAUUAGUCAAACAAGCUAACGAUCGUAUUGUGAUAAUGGCAGGUGGUGGUAUUCGAGAGUCGAAUAUAGAAAGGAUUUUAUCUGCUAUUGAGUUAAAAGAAAUUCACGUAGCAGCAAGUACUACUAUCCCUUCUGCCAUGGAAUAUAAAAUUUCGACUAUACAUAUGGGUAGAGCUUAUUAUAAUAGCGAAUAUAUGAUAAACGUUGUAAGUGAAGAGAGACUUAAAGAGAUGAUUUCUGCAUCUGACAGAGAAUCCUCCAAGUAAACUUCUGCGGGAAUCCUUUUUUUUUUACGAAUGAUUGUAUAACCCUUGUCACUAAUAAAACAUAAUAAAUCUUAUUCGGACUUGCUGAAUAAUCUUGUUCUAAUUUGGAUUUUGCCGCCGAUCUAUAAUUAGUAGAUUUGCUAUGGCAAAUAUGGAUGGUAUUUUCAAGAAUAGCAGACACCGUAGAUUAGAUGAAAUCGAAAGAGUAAACAAUCAGAUGUCAUUUUGCCAAUUUAGCAGAAUAAUAUAGGGUAAUCCGUUUAAAGAUUGAGAGAUCCGGAUAUUGCUAUUUAGAUAAUGAGUUAUCCGAAUAAAUCACUCUAGGAUAAUCCGAAUUAUAGCCUCAUUGCUUAGGCUACAUUAAAAGUGUAUAAAGUGCUUGCAAAUUGUGUGUUUUACGUCUUUAUGUGUUUAAUAUCAUUAUAACACAGAUAUUAGUUAAAAUUAUGUUGCUUUCUGCUUAUAAAGCAUCUAAACUUUAGGCGUUUCA
This is a messenger RNA of Rhizophagus irregularis DAOM 181602=DAOM 197198, 1468 nucleotides long. RefSeq lists its product as uncharacterized. The record is from RefSeq and is a predicted model, not a curated record. Gene Ontology annotation, molecular function: copper ion binding. Lineage: Eukaryota; Fungi; Glomeromycota; Glomeromycetes; Glomerales; Glomeraceae.